Molecule: messenger RNA, 3865 nt
Organism: Aspergillus steynii IBT 23096
Lineage: Eukaryota; Fungi; Ascomycota; Eurotiomycetes; Eurotiales; Aspergillaceae
Product: cohesin subunit IRR1
Exons: 3
Coding region: 230-3865 (1211 amino acids)
Biological process (GO): sister chromatid cohesion
Cellular component (GO): cohesin complex; nucleus; chromatin
Molecular function (GO): chromatin binding
Source: RefSeq, a predicted model, not a curated record
GUCCCACUCUCGACCUCCCCCCCAACCCCAUCCUCAAUGCACCCGUUCGCCAUUGUAUUCGGUUAACUUAUCGCUCGUGCUUUUUUUUUUUCGCCUCCCCCCUCGUCCCGCCCGAUCGCGUGAACCUGCAGGACGCGCGCAGAAGACUGACUCUUGCGAAACCUGACGUCGCGUUGACGCCCGAUAACCAGAGUUUCCCCACGUUCAAUGCUUGAGAUAUCCGCCCGAAAUGGAAACUGAUUCGCGCCCCUCGAGCCCGCAACCCGGGGCCACGCAGGAAGCCUCCACCCCUCGAACAGACAGAAGAAAGUCCGGCCGAGCGACGCGCAAGCCGGAAUUAUUCUCGCAGAGCUACGGCGCCAAUGAAGAUGCCACCCCAAGUGGCGCCAAGCGCAAGCGUAACACCCCCGGCGAUGAUGAUAACGAAGACGAAGCCGAAGACGCGUCGGAAUCCGAAAGUGGCGAGUCCAACGAUGAGGAGCCCGACGCAGAAGAACUCAGAGAGAAGAAGCGUGCUGCGCGCAAGGCCGCGUCCAAGAAAGCAUCCUCCGGGACCAAAACCAAACCUAAGUCCCGGAGCUCGAAGAAACCAAAGGUAGCAAGCAAUGGCAUUGGGAGCCAGUUGGCUUUUCGCCCGGCUACCACCAACGGAAAGAAGCCUGCUUCACGCCUGCGAAAACCGGUGAUCAGACCAAGUCUGGCUGCCGGAGAAAAAGGCCUCUACGCCGAGGUUUUUGGCAAAGGUCGCAAUGCGGAUACCACUGCUGCAGAUUGGCUUAAAUCUUAUCAGAACGACCAGGUCUCUGCCAUGCGCGAGAUGGUGAAUUUCGUGAUCCGGUGUGCCGGAUCCGAUAUCGAAGUAGUGAACGAGGAUAUAACAGAAAUUGAUCAUGCACCGCAUCGUGUGGCCGACGUGUCAAAUCAGUACCAUACGCUUGGUUUCUCCGACUACCCUCUUAUCUCGAAGUCGCGGACUUUCCGAAAUUUCAAAGCGGUUCUCGAAGACUUUUUCAGCACGUUAAUACUCACUCUGCACCAUUCUUCCACCUUGUAUAAGGACCCAAACCUCUACGAAAACAUCCAGAUAUGGCUGGCCGCCAUUUCCAACUCAACCUGCCGGCCUUUCCGACACACGGCAAUCGUCAUCGUCCUAAAAGUCAUGAAUACCCUUUGUGAUAUUGCUCAGGAGCUCAUGACGUCGAUUUCUACCUCCCGCAAACAACUUGAGAGCGAGAAGAGGAAAAAGUCGGUGAACAAAGGAAGAGUUGAGGCCAUCCAAUCGGCUGUUCAGGAAGGCGACAAGAAGUUGGAACUUGUCGAUGAUAUCCUCAAAGAUGGCGUCAAUAUCUUCUUUGUUCAUCGUUAUCGCGAUGUGGACCCGACUAUUCGCGCCUUAUGUAUGAUUAGUCUGGGCCAUUGGAUGCGAACAUAUCGAGACUACUUCUUUGAAGGCCAGUUCCUCCGAUACUUUGGCUGGAUUCUAUCCGAUCCCGUCGCCCAUAACCGCGGCGUUGUGGUCGAAGAGCUUCGCCCCCUGUAUGAGAACAAGGAUAACAUGGCGGUUCUGCGCACAUUCAAUGACCGAUUUCGUCCACGAGUCGUAGAGAUGGCUGCCCACGAUACUGAUGUCGAAGUUCGUGCCUCGGCAAUUGUAUUAGUUGAUGUGAUUCGGGAUGCCGGCCUCAUCAAACCAGAGGACAUUGACACUGUUGGGAGACUAAUCUUCGAUUUAGAACCAAAGGUCAGAAAGUCAGCUGGUCGUUUCUUUGUCGCCAAUGUCGAGGACGCAUUCGAGUCCACCAUCGAAGAGGUCGGUGAAGAACUUAACGAGGUGUUUGGCGAUGAGGAUGAAGACGAUUUCGAGUCACCUAAACGUUCCUGGAUCAAAUACAAGUGCCUGACCGACAUGCUCCAAGCGUAUGACGAACAAGAAAACGAGUUGAAUCCCGAUCGCCCCGUUACCGCAUCCAGAGAUGCGCUUUCCGGAACCUCCGUGGACUCACGAUUCGUUCUUGCUACCGAGGCAGUUUACCCUCACUUCAAAGAACUCUCACAAUGGCAAUCUCUCGCCGGAUACCUCCUCUACGACCAUUCUCAAAUUGAAGAUGAGCCUAGCGAGGAUGAUACUGCGACUGUCGUUAAAAACCUAUACAAAAUGGAAGAAGGACAGGAAGUGAUUCUUUUGGAGAUGUUGUGCUGCUCUGUGAAGUUGCGAGUCCUCGAAGUGGCCAAGUCCGACAUUGACAAGCGAGGUCGAAAAGUCAAGGCACUGACCGACAAAAUCCCGGAACUACAAGAAGAGAUCGCUCAUAGUCUUGCACAAAUCAUUCCCCAGCUGCUGAACAAGUUCGGCUCUAUCCCCGAAGCGGCAUCUGCUGUCCUGCGACUAGAACAUUUGGUGGAUCUUGAUAAGAUCCAGGAUAUGCAGAAAGAUGCCACUGCCUACAUGACAUUGCUGAAUGACAUUAAUAAACAAUUCCUUACUCAUUCUGACCAGGAUGUCUUGGCCGAGGCUAGUGUGGCAUUUCUCCAUGCCAAAAGCUCUGAUGAUAUGCGAGAAGCGCUGGAGAACAAAGUGCAAGAGCUGUGGGAUGGUAUCGUGGAGACGCUCAGCACGCUUUCGCAGAAGGCCGAGGCUGCUAAGGGCAGCUCAAUACCUUCCGCAACCCUUAAUGAGCUCACUAAUACUGUGUCGAGAAUUUCCAAUCUUGCUAGCGUCACCGACUGCACACAUGUCUUAGAAACAUCGCCUUCUCGAUCAAAAGGCAAAAACAAAGAGGGAUCAGAAGCGCCUUUCAACACCCUCAUGCAUUUGGCAGAGCGUGGCCUUCGUGAAGAUGAACAAGACGAGGAUUUGGCCAGCACAGAAUCUGAGCUUGUUAUCAGCAGUCUCCGGACGCUGCUCUUCUACUUUAUGUGGAAGGUACAGUCUUUGAGAGCAUCACUGAGUGCCGGGAAGGCGGCUUUCAAUACGGCUUACUUCGAAGCUUUAACCAAGAGUCGCGAGGCAUUCGUAUCUACCCUUGUUGCUAUCAUGAAGGAGCGUUCAGAUUUGGACGACAUCCGUUUUGCUGCUAUUACAACCCUUCUGGAUCUGCAAACCUUGUUCGGCACUCUUCGCCAUGCAGGACAAACUGCCAGCAACGAUGAAGAUGUCAUUCUACAGACCCAGAGCUUGGUGCAUGAAAUCGACUCGAAUACCCAAGCACUCAUUAUCAAGAUUCACACCGCAGCAGAGCGUAAAUAUGCCAAACUGCGCAAAUCAGUUUUGAAGCACACCGACGCCGAGGAACCGGGUUCGGAUUCUGACGUGGAGAGGGAGCCUUCAGACGAUGAAGACGAAAUUGACUCAGAUGAUGAAGGCGCGGUCAGCGAGGCCUUGCGAUCCAGCAUCAUCGCUGAACAACGCCUGUGUGAACUUACCGGCAAACUUGUCCUCGCCAUCGUAGGACGCAUUGUCGAUGCCUCUGGCGACCAACAGGGCAAAUUGAAAAAGGCACUCUUGAGACGCAAGUCUCGCCUAGGUCCCAACUACCGCGAGGUGGUCUCUUUCCUCGCGGAGCCCAGAUCUCGAGGCGCUCGGAGCGCUCCGUCCAAACCGAAGCAAGCGGCUCCGAAGAAUGCGCCCAAGACUCAGCCCGCUGCCAACAACAAGCGUGCGAAUGACCACAAGUCAGCCGAAAGGGUGGAUGAUGAGGAUGAGGAUGAAGAUGAGCGUGAACAUUCUCCAAUUGAAGACGACGACGACGAAGAUCUACGAGCCAGAGGCCUCAUCGAGGAUGAUAUCAUUGAUCCCGAUGACGACGAGGAGGCGCCAAACCACGCAGCCCCCGAUCCAGAUGAGGAUGAAAUCAUGGGCGACUAA